Molecule: messenger RNA, 7739 nt
Organism: Hemiscyllium ocellatum (epaulette shark)
Lineage: Eukaryota; Metazoa; Chordata; Chondrichthyes; Orectolobiformes; Hemiscylliidae
Product: pleckstrin homology domain-containing family G member 1
Exons: 19
Coding region: 292-4869 (1525 amino acids)
Molecular function (GO): guanyl-nucleotide exchange factor activity
Source: RefSeq, a predicted model, not a curated record
CUGGAGGAUAUGCAGUCUGUAUCAGAGUUCAGCUCUCUCACCAUUCAGAAGUACCUCAUUGUUAAACCGCUGUGGGAGCACCGCAAAGCUGUGGAUAUACCUGAAAGUGCUGGGUUCUGCUCGUGAAUUCUGUCAAGAUGCCAGGUAGGGCACUGGAAGGGGUAGAGGCCACUUCCAAAAGUGAAGUGACGUCAGCCUUGCUUCAGUACUUCCUGUCAUAGCGGAAGAGACCAGUGUUGCAGUAGGACUGAUGUCACCAUCAUUUGGGAAGUCCAACUGAAAGCACACAGGAUGGAACAAACGAAGAAAAUUUCAGAUGACCUUGAAAAUAUGCUUGCUGUUUUCAAUGAGUAUCGUGUUCUUCCAGAUGUCUUGCCACCUGUUCGAGAGUCUCUGUCCCGUAGAGCGACCUUGACUGCGCCUGUUGGCUUCUUGCACACAGAUAAUAGACGGUAUGGUGGAACGAGAAGCAUGGAUUCAUCUGACCGCGAUCGCCCAGUCAGCUAUAGUUCCACAUCUUCCUCUGCCUCCUCCAGGGAUAGCCACUGCUCCUUGAGCAGUGGGAUGACCCUGGUCUCCAACAGCCAGUUAGGCCUUCCUGGCCAAGAGAAGGAAGCUGGGGCCAUCCGGCUGGAGCUGAUCCCAGCAGGGCACUUGUCUGGCACAGAUGAUUGUGCAAAGGUUAACUUGCCACAUACGAAUUCUGGAGAGCUGGAUGUGAAAAGGCCCGGAGUCAUUGGAAUCAAAAGAGUUGACUCCAGGGUGCCCCACAAGAAUCGUGCAAUGUCACCAGGAGCUGCAUCUGCAAGCCCCAAGCUGCUUUAUGUGGACAGAGUGGUGCAGGAAAUUCUGGAGACUGAGCGGACCUAUGUUGAAGAUCUAAGGAGCAUUGUGAAGGACUACCUUGACUGCAUCACUGACCAAUUACGACUCCCACUGGGGACAGAAGAACGCUUGGCUCUGUUUGGAAACAUCAGAGAUAUCUAUCGAUUUAAUAGUGACCUGUUACAAGAUCUAGAGAGUUGUGACAGUGAUCCUGUCGCAAUUGCAGAAUGUUUUGUAGCAAAGAGUGAAGAGUUUCACAUUUACACUCAAUACUGUACAAACUAUCCCAGAUCUGUGGCAGUGUUAACAGAGUGUAUGAGAAACAAAGUGCUUGCCAAAUUCUUCAGAGAACAACAGGAGUCCUUGAAACACUCCCUACCUCUGGGUUCCUACCUUCUCAAACCAGUGCAACGCAUCCUGAAGUACCAUCUCCUCUUGCACGAAAUAGCUAACCAUCUGGAGAAGGACACAGAGUGUUAUGAUGUAGUACAGGAUGCCAUUGACACAAUGCAAAGAGUGGCUUGGCACAUUAAUGAUAUGAAGAGGAAACAUGAGCAUGCAGUUAGGCUUCAGGAAAUACAGAGCCUGCUGACAAACUGGAAAGGUCCAGAUCUGACCAGCUAUGGAGAGCUGGUCUUAGAGGGGACAUUCCGCAUUCAGCGAGCCAAAAAUGAACGCACUUUGUUUCUUUUAGAUAAACUUCUUCUCAUCACUAAAAAAAGAGAAGAGACUUACACCUAUAAAGCUCAUAUUUUGUGUUGUAACCUGAUGCUUGUGGAGGUAAUUCCAAAGGAGCCCUUGAGUUUCAGUGUCUUCCACUACAAGAAUCCCAAAGUGCAGCACACAGUACAGGCCAAAUCAACACAGGACAAGAGGCUUUGGAUUCUUCAUUUAAAGAGGCUUAUUCUUGAAAAUCAUCCAGCAAAGAUUCCAGCUAAGGCAAAACAAGCAAUUCUGGAAAUGGAUGCCAUUCAUCAUCCUGGCUUUCACUACAGCCCAGAGGGUGAGAGAAAGGCAGAAUCACGUGUGAAGGAAGACAGAAUCACACCUCGCAGACUCCGAAGAAAGUCUGAACCAUCGGCAAGGCUGAAGUCUGCUAAACAAUUGGAAAGAAGACAAGAUAAGCGUGCCAGUAUUGAAGGCUCUCUCCUUUCUCCAUCGAUGGAAGUAUUAUCUUCCAGCUCCAAGUGUGAAAUCAGUGCACUCGGUCAUGGUGACACAGUCAACCAAUCGCAGGAGUCCUUGGAUCCAGCUUAUCCAAGUGACCAAGAGGAUAGUGUCCAGCUACGCACCUUGGAGCAGACUGAUGCCGAUGAUGAAGAGGAAGUUGACAUUGAUCAGGUGUCUUCCAAAUCCUCAACCGACGACUCUCGACUGUUUAAUGUUCAUUUCGAAUGUUGGAAUUCUCAACCAGUUACCCAUACUGCAGAACAGAUUGAAACCACAGGCAGUGUGUGUGGACUGCUGGACAUGGAGUUGAGAGAUGUGUGGACUGAGCCUCUCAAUGGACGUGCCUCAUUCCCCAGUCAAGCAUUAUCCCAUGGGGGUCGAGGGGGCGAUGACUACCAAAAGUUUGUGACAACAGCCUCCACGCCAAAUCUCUCCUCCACCCCGAUCCGUCCACUGUACCACAGUUCCAAUAUACCGAACAAUGGUCGCACUGAGACCUCUGCUCUGGAUUAUCUAUGUGCAGGCACUGAACGAAGGGUUGUGAGGAGAGCCAGCAGCGCUGGGGAGCGCCACUUGGCUUCCCGACACCGACCGCCUGCUGACAGUCAUUCCCGAACAACACCAGGGAUUUCCAGCUCUCAAACCUCCGCUGCUCGAAAUGCCAGCUCUGCAAAGUCUGAAGGACUAGAUGAGGAAAUGCGGAACUCACAGGUUGCAGUCAACUUGAGAUCCAACACCACUGAAGGCAUAUAUGAGAACAUCAUGCUUGCCAGUGAGGAGAGAUUAGCUGAAGAGCAACAGGAAGUUACCUGCAGUCCAGGGGACAUAACUGGUGCCAGUUUCCAGUCGAGUGGUCAAGCUGAAAAGAAACACCAACAUGGCAACCUAAGCCACAAGAAUGUUGAGAUUCAAGAAAGGUGGGAGGGGAGAGCCAGCUCCAUUCAUCUCACUGAGACCGGCCUGGUGUCUGGCCAAAAUUCUCCAGCUUUGCCCAAAUGGGAAUUGAAGACUGUUGAGUCACUGAAUGAGAGGCUGGUGUUGCCUGAGAAAGCGCACACAAAGCUGAAGAAUGAUUGGGAAGAAUGCAGCAAGAGGCACAGCUUCCUGGCUCCUGACAGCGAUUUGAGUUCUUGUGGACUGGGAGGUUUUGUUUCUGAGGAGAGCCUUCGGUUCAGUGGCGACGAAGCUCCCAAUCUCAACCAUCUGAUGGAGAAGAGUCAAUCGGGCUGGAACAGCUCUGCCAAUUCUCACUGUGAAUCGCGUGAAUCCAUCCCGGACAAACUGUCUGAGGAGGUGGACGAGAUCUGGAAUGACCUGGAGGACUACAUCAGGAAGAGCGAGGAGACCAGGCGGGACCGUCUACCUGCAGCCUUCCCGGUCAGUGAGGAUGAUCUGAGUAGACCGGCUAGCACCCACGAAAGCCAGAGAGGAAGGUCGCUUGCUUGCUCCACUAAGGUGUGCCCUAGCUUUGUUGAAGCAGUGAAGAACAAAUCUGGCAGAUUGAGCACAUGCAGUGUCAAAACAGACAGCAGCGAGCCAAGUGGGGAAGCGUCAGUGUUAACUGCGAGUGUUGCUUCCUUGGAUGGUGAGGUGGUUGAGACAGAGUGUUUGUGGCGCAGUACUAAUGUUGAGACUGAUGUUCAGGAUCUAGAUAUCAUGGAUCGAACCAAACGCAGAGUCUAUUACAUGGCCCGGCAGUACAGCCAGAAAAUCAAGAAGGCUAAUCAGCUGCUCAAGAUGAAGAACACAGCAGAACAAUCACCCUCUGAUCAACCCAAGAGAAAAUGCAAGGACCUGGUGGCUAUUUUGGAAGAAAAGAAACAAGGUGGAACUGCCAUUGGUGCCCGAAUUGCUGAAUACUCCCAGCUGUAUGACCAGUUCCUGUUCAAAGAGACUCCGUCUAAAUCAUCACCAAGUGUGCCAGUAGACAACAGUGGGGAGGUGUGUGCACAAAAGACUAUGCAAAGCCCAGUCUCCGGUCACCCCUCCCAUGGGCAGUCCCUGGGCACGGAGGACUGGCUGCUACACUCUACCUACAGUAAUGGGGAGUUGGCAGACUUUGUUGCCUGGCCAGAUAUUCAGGGACUUGCAGCUAAAUAUUCCAUCCAAGAGAAGAAUGUGACAAAUGGGCGACUUCAGAGUAGAGGGGGGUUGGCUGGCUCCGUCCCCUCUGUUGCAGCCUGUCCAUCUGUCCCAAUGCAGCAACGAUGGAGUGCCAUUAUUGUCCCACCUGGUGGGUCAGAUUGCUCAAUGGCCCAUGGCUACAACUCCCUAGGUCGCAGGACGAGUGAGGGUAAGCAGCGGGAGACUUUGCUGCCUUCUCCAGCUGUGAUAACAAGCCAAUCCUCUGACUCCAUCAAUCAUGCUUUGGAUAAGCAGGCACUAUUCUCCAGCUGGGACCCGGCCUCUGACAGACUACAUGUUGGGAACCAAGAGAUUGAGGAGCCAGCUCUGACUUUACGGGACUCGCAAAAGGUCGUUGUAGUUAACAGGGUUCCACCCCUGGAUGCCCAAUUGGCAACACAGAACUAUUUUGCCAAUUUCAAUGACACUGGGGAAGAUGAUGAAGACUAUGUGGAGAUUAAGUCUGAGGAUGAGGAUUAUGAAGACCUGGAUGAGGGAACCUUCACUCAUGACCUGAGCUUCCAUUUUAAUGGCAAAGCAGAAUCUACUCCCGAACCUGGCAAUACCCGUUUGGCUCGUGCCUCCUGUAUCCCAUUGUCAGAUAGCGAUGCAAUGGGCUCUUUAACUAUGUUGGCAGAGCCUGACCAGCUGAGCCACUAUCUCUGGCGGGAACCCUCUCCCAGCCAGCAGAAUAUUGUUCAGACUCUGCGGGACAAGUUUCAGUGUCUCAGCUCCAGCAGCUUUGCUUGAACAUUUCAUCUCCGUUCGAAGACUGGAGAGAGAGAGAAGAGGGUCAACCAUUAUGUAUUAACUGUUUGCAAGCACUUCAUGUAGAUUUCCAGUUAUCUUGCCACCAUUGUGCUGUUGCCGCUGAAGUCAGCGAACCUUUUGUGUUAAAUAGUAUCUAGGUUGUGGCAAUGAACAAGUUUGUUUGAAAGAAAGAAAUGCAAAUGAGGGUUUAGUUUUGUGUAAAGCAAGAACCAGUGGAAAAAGUGACUAGGAAAUGCAGAUAUAUCAUGCAUGCUAUGAGGAAUAUGGGUGGUCAAGUGUUCCACUUGGGGGUUUGAAGGUUGGACCUGGGGUGAUUGCCUGCCCGUCUUUGUUCCAGUUCAUGUAUUGACUCCAGUGUCAUUUAGUUUUGUUUUAUGGGGCAGGGGAUGGAAAUGAUCUGUACGGAAGAUAGCCUGGCCUGUGGGUGUCUUAAUCUCUGAGACUGAGGAUAUUACAGUUUCACACAUUGAAUUGCAUAAAACUGCAAAUGGAACAAGUUGGGCAAGAUUUUUUUCUCCCUGCUCAGCCAGCUAUGGGACCAUUAUUGAAAUUCUGAGCAAUGCAUAGUAAGGGAUGGAAAGACUGGCAAGUGCGAACAAUAUAGUGGUCUUCUUGGAAUCUGUCAAAUGAAAAACCAGGUCAAAGAAAAAGAAAACCCAGUCCUCAAUCAGUUUGUCUGUCAUUUCUCCACAGACCAGCAGUGUAUUUUAUUUUUAUUCUAAACAACACAAGGGUUCAGUACUCUUGACUAGUCAGUGACCAGUUGGAAAAGUGACCUCGUGAUAUAACUGGAAUCCUAUAGCUGUUAUCCAUCCCCUAUAUUUUUCCUGUUUUCCUCUGCUAAACACCCCCAGCCAACCUCCCACUGCCCCUGCACCUCACCUGAUGGUAUUGCACCAAGCAGAUUUGAUUCCACCUAUCAAAGUACUAAUGCUAAAUGCCUUCAGGCUUCUCUUACUCACUUGUACUAAGCUAGCCAUCCUUUUCAAAGAAUAGACAUUGAGAAACUGGAAACUUCAACAGUAUAGCUUGCUCAGCUGAGGCUAAGAUUAAAGGCAAAAGCACCCCUGCUCAUUGGAGAGGGAGGCAAUUUACAUGAGCACUGCACAUUCUGAGACAGGUGAGGAUAACCAAUGACAGUGAUGGGGGCUAGGGUAAGAAUGGGUGAUGACUGGUGGGGAAAGCAUUUUGAAUUUCAGGAAACAAUGUUGAUGCCCUAUCAUGAGCCACUUACCAAAUAGACAUCUCCUAUAUUGAUAGUCUGUGCCAGUUCAACGACAAUGACUUUUCUAUUAUUAAGCACAGAGUGGUUAGGAGAAGGUGGUACUACAGAUAAUGGUGAUUAAUGAAGAAAUGAGGGAAUGCACUACCUUAAAACUAUGUACUGAUUACAUUGAUGCGUUGGUCUCUGUUUGAUUCUGUACAUUCCACAUGGUUAUAGAUUUUCACAUCAACUAUUGGUUAUGGGUAACUGGAAGUUGUCUCAAUUGUUGAAUCUGUUUUUCAUCUUCAGCUCAUUCAUUAUUCUGAGACUAGGGUAUAAACUUGUUCAUAACCCUUUAACCUACUCUGACUCCAUCCACCUCCAUUCCAGCUCCACAGACGGUGACGUUUACUGCUGGUGUAACCUCCCAUCCUAAUCAUAACUGUAAUUGUGAAGAAGAUCAUAAUGUUCAGUGAAAAGAUGCUGUUUGUGAUCAGAGAUCAAUUGCAAAAUGUUUCUCAUGGAUUUCUCAAGCAUUGGUUAUGAACAUGUUACUCAUUUUCAAUGGGCAAAUCUAGAUGUAACACCAAUCCAAAUCAAAUUUUGCAUUCUAGUGUUGUCAAGCUAUUUGUAUAGUCAUUUGUGUAGUAUUCUUAAAGUGCUCAGAAUACAGUAUCUUUAAUCUAAUUGAGACCCCAGUUUUUAGAAAUCCAGUCUCCUAGGGGUUAGUGUAUCUGUAUCACAAUUUAGUUGCUGUAGUAAACUCCAUCAAAAUUUUUUCAAAUUCUCCCUGCCUGUUGGUUAAACCAGUCACCUUUUUCAUUUUUAGUUAUCAGUGGGCUGGAUAUAAGGGUAAGGAAGAUAUUCGUUCAUUCGUUCGUUCGUUCGUUCGUUCGUACGUACGUACAUACAUACAUAAUUUACACUGUAGGUUUAUUAUAGAACUGUGUACUGCUUUCAAAUCUUGUAGAAUAAGCCAUACAUAAGGUGCCCAAGAGGUUUUUAUAGAUCUGCACCACAGCUAUUCCAUCACUACAUCCCCAGGAAAAUGAUGGUGAAAAUUACCGCCUUGUUUAUAUCUCUGUGCCUCCUUUCAAAAUACAUAAGCAAUAAGUGUAUAUUGAACCCAACUGUAGGUGACAGUACGGUGUAUGACUCUAUUGAUAUGAAUCCCAUUGCUCGGUUUUCCAUUGCAAACUUGCUAUUCCCUCAUACUCAUCCAUAUAGAAAACUGGAAAACAAAUGGAGAAAUUGUUUUAAAGUGAUGCACGGCUUCUAUUUUAAGCAAUAAUGAGAUGCACUUGUAGGAACUGAAGUGAGCAUUAAUUGACUUCUAAUCAUGAAAACCAGUGGGACACAAUAGUUCGCAAAAUAUAGUUAGAAAUGUGUAAAUUUUGUAUCAAUUAUUUUUAAUAUUAGGUUAAUACUUUAUUGCAAUUCUUCAUUGGAUAUUUGCUCUAGUUAAUGAGAUUAAAAUGAGAAUCACUGAACUGGAGAGGAGAGAUACUGAUGUUUAUAUUCUGGAAAAUUAUUUCAAGAUAUCCUGAAAUUACCUGUUAACUUCCUUUUUAGAAGCUGUACUGUACAAAUCACAUUGCCACCUGCAAUGGUAAGGGAUCACAAUAAAAAUCACUUGCAGUUCUGA